Molecule: messenger RNA, 3856 nt
Organism: Lepisosteus oculatus (spotted gar)
Lineage: Eukaryota; Metazoa; Chordata; Actinopteri; Semionotiformes; Lepisosteidae
Gene: eef2l2
Product: eukaryotic translation elongation factor 2, like 2
Biological process (GO): translational elongation
Cellular component (GO): ribonucleoprotein complex; cytosol
Molecular function (GO): GTP binding; ribosome binding; translation elongation factor activity
Source: RefSeq, a predicted model, not a curated record
CUAACACUGCAGAGCCUGCGUGGAUUCCUGAACUGCAGCAGUCCGUGUGUGCGCUGGCAUUCCGUUUGUGCGCCUCAGUUCGCCUGGAGACCAGCUGAAGCCAGCUUUGUCACCUUGCUGUAGUGGUGUGACCUGGGUCAGUUCGGUCCAUAUGACCUGCCGUGUACUGGGUGCUGCACCAUAAGCAGAGAUCCUACGUCAUAGUCAGCCUCUUUCCCCUGAAGUCCUCCUUGGAAGAGGUAAUCGUCCGGAAUCUGCAGAGGCCGACCCUGAUAUUCGGGAGAUAUUCGCCAAAAUGGUGAACUUCACUGUAGACCAGAUCCGGGCAAUCAUGGACAAGAAGUCCAACAUCAGGAACAUGUCCGUGAUUGCACACGUAGAUCAUGGAAAGUCAACCCUGACAGACUCUUUAGUGUGCAAAGCAGGAAUUAUUGCCUCUGCAAGGGCUGGGGAGACCAGAUUCACAGACACAAGGAAAGAUGAACAGGAAAGAUGCAUCACCAUUAAGUCAACAGCUAUUUCUCUGUACUAUGAGCUCAGUGACAAUGACUUGGCCUUCAUCAAACAGUGCAAAGAUGGCUCUGGUUUCCUCAUUAACCUGAUUGACUCUCCUGGUCACGUUGAUUUCUCCUCCGAAGUGACUGCUGCUCUGCGUGUCACUGAUGGUGCACUUGUAGUUGUAGAUUGUGUUUCAGGUGUGUGCGUGCAAACGGAGACGGUGCUGCGGCAGGCCAUCGCCGAGCGGAUCAAGCCCGUGCUGAUGAUGAACAAGAUGGACCGUGCCCUGCUGGAGCUGCAGCUGGAACCCGACGAGCUCUACCUGACCUUCCAGCGCAUCGUGGAGAACGUCAACGUCAUCAUCUCCACGUACGGAGAGGGGGAGAGUGGGCCCAUGGGCAACAUCAUGGUGGAUCCAGUCAUCGGCACAGUUGGUUUUGGAUCAGGACUUCACGGCUGGGCCUUUACCCUGAAGCAGUUUGCUGAGAUGUAUGUUGCCAAAUUCACCGCUAAAGGUGAGAAGGCACAGCUGCCCCCUAGCGAACGGGCCAAGAAAGUGGAGGACAUGAUGAAGAAGCUCUGGGGAGAAAAAUACUUUGAUCCUGCAGCAGGUAAAUUUAGCAAGACAGCCACCAAUGCUGAAGGAAAGAAACUGCCUCGCACUUUCUGCCAGCUUGUCUUAGAUCCCAUCUUCAAGGUCUUUGAUGCCAUCAUGAACUUCAAGAAAGAAGAAACAACAAAGAUGAUUGAGAAAUUGGAUAUCAAGUUGGAUUCAGAAGACAAAGAAAAGGAGGGUAAACCAUUGCUGAAGGCAGUGAUGCGGCGGUGGCUGCCUGCUGGAGAUGCCCUGCUCCAGAUGAUCACCAUUCACCUGCCCUCCCCAGUGACAGCUCAGAAGUACCGCUGUGAGCUGCUGUAUGAGGGCCCACCUGAUGAUGAGGCUGCCAUGGGUAUCAAGAACUGUGAUCCAAAGUCUCCUCUAAUGAUGUACAUCUCCAAGAUGGUACCCACCACUGACAAAGGCCGUUUUUACGCCUUUGGUCGGGUCUUCUCUGGUGUGGUGGCCACUGGCCAGAAGGUGCGCCUCAUGGGUCCAAACUACACACCUGGCAAAAAGGAAGAUCUGUAUAUAAAACCUAUCCAAAGAACAAUCCUGAUGAUGGGGCGUUAUGUGGAGCCCAUCGAGGAUGUGCCCUGUGGGAACAUUGUGGGCCUGGUGGGGGUCGACCAGUUCCUGGUGAAGACUGGCACCAUCUCCACUUUUGAGCAUGCUCACAACAUGCGUGUGAUGAAGUUCAGUGUCAGCCCCGUGGUGCGUGUCGCUGUGGAGGCCAAGAACCCGGCCGACCUGCCCAAACUGGUGGAGGGCCUCAAACGUCUUGCCAAGUCUGACCCCAUGGUUCAGUGUAUAAUUGAAGAGUCUGGGGAGCACAUUGUAGCUGGAGCUGGGGAGCUGCACUUGGAAAUUUGCCUUAAAGACUUAGAGGAAGAUCAUGCCUGCAUUCCCAUUAAGAAAUCUGAUCCUGUGGUGUCUUAUCGCGAAACAGUCAGCGAUGAGUCCAAUCAAGUCUGCCUGUCCAAGUCUCCCAACAAGCACAACCGUCUCUACAUGAAAGCUCGGCCCUUCCCAGAUGGGUUGGCUGAGGAUGUUGACAAAGGGGAUGUGACUGCGCGGCAGGAGCUGAAACAACGAGCCCGCUACCUGGCAGAGAAGUACGAGUGGGAUGUAGCUGAAGCACGCAAGAUCUGGUGCUUUGGGCCUGAUGGCACUGGGCCCAACAUCCUGGUGGACGUAACCAAGGGAGUGCAGUACCUGAAUGAAAUCAAGGACAGCGUUGUUGCUGGUUUUCAGUGGGCAACCAAGGAGGGUGCCCUCUGCGAGGAGAACAUGCGUGCUGUACGCUUUGACAUCCAUGAUGUCACUCUCCAUGCUGACGCCAUUCACCGCGGAGGGGGCCAGAUCAUCCCCACAGCCCGCAGAGUCCUGUACGCCUCAGUACUGACAGCACAGCCCAGGAUGAUGGAGCCCAUCUACCUGGUGGAAAUCCAGUGUCCAGAGCACGUAGUGGGCGGCAUCUAUGGUGUCCUAAACAGAAAAAGAGGUCAUGUAUUUGAAGAGUCUCAAGUUGCAGGAACACCAAUAUUUGUCGUUAAAGCUUACCUUCCUGUAAACGAAUCGUUCGGUUUUACAGCAGACCUGAGGUCCAAUACUGGUGGCCAGGCCUUCCCGCAGUGCGUCUUUGACCACUGGCAGAUCCUCCCAGGGGACCCCUUUGAUGACAACAGCCGUCCAAGUCAGGUUGUGGCAGAAACCCGCAAGCGCAAAGGCCUGAAAGAGGGAAUCCCUGCUCUGGACAACUUCCUUGAUAAACUUUAAUCCAUCACGAUGCUUCUGUGUUUUAGGCCAUGACCGCAUCUCAGAAGACAAGAAUAUACACUGCAGAGUAACAACGCAUUUCAAUAAAAUCAUUAAGGCUACAGCUUUGUUAAAACUAGUGUUUUGAAACCACAUUAAAACUAUGAAAUAAAAGUGUAAUUAUUGAAAGUCAUUUUGUACAACUGUUGAAAAAUGUUUCAGGAAUUUAACGCAUUCUAUAGUUAGCUUUCUGUUUUUAAAGCCAGACCACUUGACAAAAACUAGAUGUUAACUGAUGAUAAACUGCUCAAACAGGCCUAAAUUAAUUAGUGCAACAUGAACAGAAGAAGGGAUAAGUUCUAGCUUCAAAGUUCCCAAAGAGAUUUACUUUGAAAGCACAAUUUUUGUGCAAGGCAAUGGCCAAUUUUAAGAUGUUUGAUCCCUCCUAAGCUGGGUCUCUAUUGUCUAUAUUAAGAGAGACCCCCUCUUUAAUACCUUUGAAUUCAGUUGGUUGUCUUUCCAGUCAAUCUUAUGCGUUUGGUAGGCAGAUAUUCCCAAAUGUGCUUUUUGUAGAAAAACCUGCUCUUUGAAUACUUUUACGCAGCAGUCUCUUAAUUUACACAAAAUCCUUUUUUGGAUAUAAAGAGGGUGGGUAACUGGCCCAAGUGGCCAGAAACAUUCUUCUGUAUCAACCAAGUCUCUGUAGUGUGCUGAUAAAGCUCUAAGAUGGUAAAAGGGAUUUACAGUAGGAUUAUUUUAGAUAAAAGUUAUCCUGGAGCGUUCCAUGUAGAAUUUGAAGUUAUUAGUUCCGCAUGCAACAUAAAAAUUUCCAAUAUUGUGUAUAUAUUUUCCAACUCAUUGUUUUGAAAUGUUUUUUUGGGGAAGUUUGGGAAGUUUUGAAAAAUGUGUACGAUCUGUAACUACACAACUAUACUGCUCUAUAAUUUGACUACACAUGCUAUGAUUUAUCUUGAGCCACAUAUUAAAGCUUAGUGAAAUAUG